AGAAGGCUGAUUAUGUCGCUUUCCCCACACCGGAUCUCAUAGGAGCCGAUCCGAGCUACUUAUCAGAGAGAGAGGCUAAUUCUGCUCCCACCCCAACAUCACCACAUGAAUAAUCUGGAGGCGCUGAGCUCGAUAGCAAGACUAAGCGACAAUGUCGUCAGAGUCUUAGGGCAGAAUCCAGGCAAGUUCACUCUACAAGGUACCAACACCUACAUCAUCGGAAAGAGAAACCCGUAUGUUCUCGUCGAUACAGCGGAAGGCCGCGAAGAAUACAUCGCUGUUCUCGAAUCCGCUCUCCGAGAGACGGCUGUAUCUUCUAAUACCGACGAACCCCACAUUUCCGACAUCAUACUUUCACAUUGGCACCAGGACCAUGUCCGUGGGUUGCCUUCUGUUCUUGCUCUCCUGCGGCGCUUAUGGGAUGAAAGAGAACAUACGGGUCCGUUCGAGCCCCCUCGUUUGCAUAAAUUCCCCAUUCCCGCGGGAACUUUCUCUCCGAAAUAUCAAGUUCUCUCUUCAGUCAUUGACCAUUUGCUGGUCGGUUCUUUUACUCCCACCGUUGAUGGAAAACCCUUGCAUGACCUUACCGACUUUCAACAAUUCAUGAAUCUGCGUGUUCUACAUACCCCAGGACAUACCAUUGAUUCUAUCUGCUUGUAUAUUCCCGACGAUGAAGCCCUUUAUACUGCAGAUAGUGUUUUGGGUCAAGGCACAGCAGUUUUUGAGGAUCUUUCUCGCUACAUAUCCAGCUUGCGAAAGAUGUUGGAUUUCGGCAAGGACCCCCAAACCCCAUAUCCAUACCGGCGUUUGUAUCCUGGUCAUGGACCGGUAGUCGAAGAUGGAGAGCAGGUAAUAUCCACCUAUAUUCGACAUCGUAUAGAGCGAGAGGACCAGAUCAUUGCAUUACUUCGUUCCCCCAAUCAGACAACCUGGACCACAUGGUCACUCGUUUCGAAGAUUUAUUCAGCCUACCCCGAAUCUCUCUGGCUCCCUGCAGCUCAUAGCGUUGACCUGCAUCUGAAGAAGUUAGAGAAGGAUGGGGUUGUGAACAGAUUGGGCGGUGCAGACGAACAUACGAAUUGGGGAUUGACAUUGAAGCUCUAGUAUCUGUCUUUUUCUUGGAUAAGCAUACAUUUUUUUUUCUUUCUUUUUUUCUGAUAGAGCGUUGUAUCAAAUACUUUUUACCUUGCAAUCAACUAGGUUGAUCCAAG
Guyanagaster necrorhizus is the source of this 1211-nucleotide messenger RNA. RefSeq names its product lactamase. The transcript has 4 exons. The record is from RefSeq and is a predicted model, not a curated record. The coding region runs from base 106 to 1104 and encodes 332 amino acids. NCBI's taxonomy places the organism in Eukaryota, Fungi, Basidiomycota, Agaricomycetes, Agaricales, Physalacriaceae. Gene Ontology annotation, biological process: secondary metabolite biosynthetic process.